This is a messenger RNA of Chenopodium quinoa (quinoa), 2763 nucleotides long. RefSeq names its product nucleolar complex protein 2 homolog. Lineage: Eukaryota; Viridiplantae; Streptophyta; Magnoliopsida; Caryophyllales; Amaranthaceae. The coding region runs from base 229 to 2532 and encodes 767 amino acids. The transcript has 13 exons. Gene Ontology annotation, cellular component: Noc2p-Noc3p complex; nucleoplasm; Noc1p-Noc2p complex. The record is from RefSeq and is a predicted model, not a curated record. Gene Ontology annotation, biological process: ribosomal large subunit biogenesis.
AAUUCAUAAUUCGGUCUUGGACCGAUGAACAGCCCUACCUCCCCACCCUCAAACGUUAGGAAGUUGUGUAGUGUUGUACUCCGUAUUACCCUGCAUUCGUUUUUUCUCCUUUGCUUAGCCGCCAUUUCCUUAUUCCUAUUCAAAUUAAUUUGUUUCCUUUGCCCUAAAUUUCUUCGAGUUAUAUCAUAUACAAAUUCAAAUUUUUGUUAGAAAAUUGAACAAUAAAUUAUGGGGAAAUUAGGGAAGAAAGCCAGAAAAUUUGCGAAGAAGCAUUUACAGACUGUAAUGAAGCAAAAAAGGAAGUUCAAGGCUAUCCACAAGAAGAAAAAUACUCCUAGGGCUAAAAGAGAUGGUCCUGGAGAUCCAGCCGGAGAUACUACAUCCACUGGAAGGAUGCCAGUUAUUGAAAAUAUAGAGGAUGCUUCUCUAGAUAUAUUUUCAAGUGAAGAAGAUAUUGAAAUGGUUGAAGAUGGUUCAGAAAGUGAUGGAUAUCUUUCCGAGGAUACAAGUUGCUUAUAUGCUGGUGUGAGUGAAAUGGAGCUUCAAUCAGAAGAUGCUAGCAAAGGCAGCGAAUUAUCUAUUCAGAACCAAACCAUUUUAUCAGAACUUUUGGCGAAAAAGAAAAGAUUGGAGGCUUUGAAGCAAAAGGAUCCUCACUUUGUGAUCUUCUUGCAAGAAAAAAUUAAAGGUCUUGAAUCACUUGACAACGAUAAUAUGUCUGAUGAAGAUGAGACAAGUAAUCACGAACUUCAGUCUUUUAAUGGCGUUGCCCCAAGUCCAAAUGCUGGCAAAGUGUUAAGUUCCUCUACUGUCAAGAGCUGGUGUCAGCUAGUUAAAGAGCAGCAAAAUUUGUCUAUUCUGCGUGGUCUUCUAAAUGCCUAUCGUUCAGCAUGCCACUAUGGUGCUGAAUCAACUGAAUCUAAUACGUCUGUCUCCUCUCCAAUUAUACAAAACAAAGAGACCUUUUGCACUAUUUUAAUGUUUAUGCUUUCCGAAAGUGAUCAAUUAUUUCGGGGCUCAUUGGGGAUAUCUUCCGAUUGCAAGAAGCAGACCAUACUAGAGUUAAAAGGUUCCUCAAAAUGGGAAAGUGUGAAGCCGAUGGUCAAGUCAUUUUUGACUAGUAUUCUGUUCCUCUUGAAUCAGUUUACCGAUGCAGACAUGUUGGCAUAUUCCUUGAAUCGGUUGAGAGUUUCAUUGGUAUUUUUUGCUGCAUUUCCAUCUUUGCAGUCCAAACUCACUGAGGUUGCUGUCCACCUUUGGGCAAGUGGUGGAGGGACUCUUUCAUCAUGCUCCUUUACUGUCUUGCGUGAUCUAGCUUCUCACUUUGGGCAUGAUUCCUAUGAUAAAUGCUUGAAGAAAACAUAUAAAGCCAUAAUUUCACGCUGCAAAGUUGUGGACCCUUCUAAUUUAAAUCAUAUAGAAUACAUCAUAAGUUCCUUUGUUGAGCUGUGCUCUAUAGAUUUGCAGAAAUCAAUCAAAGUGGCUUUGGCAUCUGUUCCGAAACUAGCUGUAAUCCUGAAGUUGGGCUUGCAAACUAAGGAGGAAGCUUUGAAGAAGAUUUGCAGUUGGGAGUAUGUUUUGUGCAUUGAUCUCUGGGUUAAAUACGUGUCUGUUAAUUUUAAAGAUUGUGAUCUUCAUGGUCUUCUAUAUCCACUCAUCCAAGUCAUUAAUGGAGUGGCUAAACUCUUUGCUGGUCCGAAAUAUUUGCCUUUGAGAGUCAAAUGCAUACAAUGGUUAAAUCAACUUUCCGCAGCUAGUGAAAUCUUCAUCCCUAUCUCUUCAUUGGCAUUGGAUUUAUUGGAGAGCAGUAGCGCCCAGGGAGAUGAAAAGCGUCGAAAGGGCAGUAUUAACUUAUCAACUAUUUUGAUGUUACCUAAAUAUUGGCUGAAGUCGUCAGAAUUUCAAGAGGAGUGUGUUUCUGCUGUCGUGGAGCUGCUUUGUUCGCAUUUUAUUCAGUGGAGCCAUCACAUAUCUUUCCCUGAACUUGCUACCGUUCCUGUCAUCCGCUUGAAGCAAUUUCAUGAGAAGUCUGCUAUUGAAAGCCUUCGCCGGCCAGUGAAGCGCCUAAUUGAUCAGGUGGAGAAGAACAUGGAGUUUGUCCAGAGAAAGAGAGAGGAUGUUUCAUUUUCACCAAUAGACCAAGGAUCUGCAGAUUCAUUUCUUCAGAGUGAAAAGCGCGAUGACAAAUCCCCAUUUAUUCAGUACUACAAAAGUAUAAUGCUAAACGCCAUGACUAGGAAACUCAGCACAAAAGACCAUACAAAUGUGCCAAAUCAGAAUAAAUCGAAAGGGAAAAAGCAAAAGCCUCCACAAAAGUCAGAGGGUGUGAAUGCUGAUGGUGUAAAAGAAAUUGCAAAGACCGACGGAUUAAGUAGUGUGCCAAAUCAGAAUAAAUUGAAAGGGAAAAAGCGGAAGGCACCACAAAAGUCUGAGGGUGCGAGUGCUGAUGGUGUAAAAGAAAUUGUAAAGACCGACAACGAUUCAUCUACCAAAAGUCAGAAAGUUGUGAAGAAAAAGAAGCAGAGAACUUGAGCAUGUUUUAACUUGUGAGAUUAUAGGCAAGAACACAAAUGUUCCCCCUGGAUUGUGUAUUUCCUCUCAGUCUCCUUGUUCACGGGAAAUUUUGUAUGGUAGAUUAUAGGUGCUUACUCGAAUUUUUUUUUUUUUUUUUAAUUUGGCGUAAUUUAGUAAUGUACUCCGUAACAGAUUUGAUCUUAUUUCGUGUAAUAGAGAAAAAUUUGGAAACCAAAAUUUUUAAUCUCA